This is a messenger RNA of Nylanderia fulva, 913 nucleotides long. RefSeq lists its product as uncharacterized. The record is from RefSeq and is a predicted model, not a curated record. NCBI's taxonomy places the organism in Eukaryota, Metazoa, Arthropoda, Insecta, Hymenoptera, Formicidae.
AUGUCAUCGACAGAUCCAAAACUAUCUUUAAGAGAUUCCGGAUUAGAUUUUUUUCUUUUUAUUUAAUAGCAAUAUCUCAUGUUUUCUUAAGAGAUGCUGCAUUAAAUUCGUGGUAUUUCCGCAAUGACUUAUUAUUUUUUCACAAAAAGAACACUUUGCCGCUGUGUCAUAUUUAGUGUAAUAAUUUAUACAGUCUUUUCUGAUUUAUGUAAGGAUGGAUUAUUUAUCUCUACAUCACUUUCUUCUUCAGUAUCUUGAAUACCUGUUAAAUCUGUAAAUAUUAUACUAAUAAGCUCGAUGGACGACCAGGACUUGCAAACUUUUUAAUUAGGUUAUACGGCAAAGAUGGCAUUGGAACAAGCAAUUCUAUCCCUCAACGAAAAUUCGCGGAUGUGCGUUGUCUAUUCGUACGUCGUGCCGCAGGGAGACAUGAAAUUGUGCCUAUCCUGUUUCAUGACAAACAGGGGGCAGUAUACGAGCGCGUGCGUUACGCAACGGCACCAAACGAUGCGGUACAAGGAUAUACCGUAUCUCUAUUGCUACGAUUGUUUGAAUCGACUGUUCACAGUCUUCCUGGCGAGGAACAGAUGUCUAGUGUGUCAAAGCCGUGCGGCAGAGUCCGACAGCGCCUUAGAGGACGAGACGAUCGACGAUGAGGACGAAGAUUAAUGCAGUCCUCCUGUCCUCCCCAAAUAUUUUGAAAACUGAGCACGACAGAUAAAAAUGUUUUAAACAAAUGUUGUAGGGCUUUAACAAAUAUAUGAAAUGGUGAUACAUAUUUGACCUUAACAUCAGUUAUGAAAGAAGUCUACAGGUCAACUUUAAAAUCGUUUUCAAAAUAUUUGGCGUGUACGGGUGGUCUCAGACACCCUGUAUAACAUGAGAAAUAUCUGAUUUAAAUUUGAAAUAUUUU